This is a messenger RNA of Myodes glareolus (Bank vole), 2655 nucleotides long. It is a transcript of the gene Faxc, whose product is annotated as failed axon connections homolog, metaxin like GST domain containing. The record is from RefSeq and is a predicted model, not a curated record. NCBI's taxonomy places the organism in Eukaryota, Metazoa, Chordata, Mammalia, Rodentia, Cricetidae. Gene Ontology annotation, cellular component: cytoplasm.
UCGCCAGCGCCCCCCGCGCAUCGCUGAGCCCGACCGGGCGCCGGCCCUUUCCCAUGCGGGCUGCGAGGGCCCUGGGAGGGGCGCCCGGAGCCAGCCGCGCAGCAUGCACUGGGGGGUUGGCUUUGCCUCGUCCAGGCCGUGCGUGGUGGACCUGAGCUGGAACCAGAGCAUCUCUUUCUUCGGCUGGUGGGCCGGGUCCGAGGAGCCCUUCUCCUUUUAUGGGGACAUCAUCGCUUUCCCUUUGCAGGAUUACGGUGGGAUCAUGGCAGGGCUGGGCUCGGAUCCCUGGUGGAAGAAAACCCUUUAUUUGACCGGGGGAGCUCUGCUGGCCGCGGCUGCGUAUCUGCUCCACGAACUCCUGGUCAUUAGGAAACAGCAAGAGCUUGACUCCAAGGAUGCUAUUAUUUUACAUCAGUUCGCAAGACCUAAUAAUGGGGUCCCCAGCUUAUCUCCUUUCUGUCUGAAAAUGGAAACCUACUUAAGAAUGGCUGACCUACCCUAUCAGAACUAUUUUGGUGGAAAGCUCUCUGCUCAAGGGAAAAUGCCUUGGAUUGAAUAUAACAAUGAAAAAGUGUCUGGCACAGAAUUCAUAAUUGACUUUCUGGAAGAGAAACUUGGCGUGAACUUAAACAAAAACCUCGGCCCUCAUGAAAGAGCUGUCUCAAGAGCCGUCACCAAGAUGGUGGAAGAGCACUUCUACUGGACGUUAGCUUAUUGCCAGUGGGUGGACAAUCUCAAUGAGACCCGGAAGAUGCUGUCUCUUAGUGGUGGUGGUCCCUUCAGUAACCUGCUCAGGUGGGUCGUGUGCCACAUAACGAAAGGAAUUGUGAAACGGGAGAUGCACGGCCACGGCAUUGGCCGCUUCUCGGAGGAAGAGAUUUACAUGCUGAUGGAGAAGGACAUGCGGUCUUUAGCGGGGCUUCUGGGUGACAAGAAGUACAUCAUGGGACCCAAGCUUUCCACUCUUGAUGCCACUGUCUUUGGGCACUUGGCACAGGCAAUGUGGACUUUGCCAGGGACAAGGCCGGAGCGGCUAAUCAAAGGGGAGCUGAUCAACCUGGCCAUGUACUGUGAGAGGAUCAGGCGGAAGUUCUGGCCCGAGUGGCACCAGGAUGACGACAACACCAUCUACGAGUCCGAGGAGAGCAGCGAGGGCAGCAAGACUCACACACCCAUGCUGGAUUUCAGCUUCUACUCAAGGACAGAGACCUUCGAAGAUGAGGGGGCUGAGAACAGUUUUUCCAGGACGCCAGACACAGAUUUCACGGGACACUCUCUCUUUGAUUCGGACGUGGACAUGGAUGACUGCACAGACCAUGAACAGUGCAAGUGAUGUCCCGCCGCGGACCCCUCUUCCUUAGGAGCCACCACUCCCUGGGGUCGGUCUGGUUUCCCAGGUAGAAAUCCACCUGAGCUGGGAGGAGAUCUUCAAGCUUGGCUCCGUUUUAACAUGCUAACCGGACGAUAAGCCGCCUUAUUUCUUUUCUUUUUUGUACAAACAAAACACAGAACCAUUCAGAUGGCUCCGUUUAAAACAGACCAAACAAAUAUCAGCAUGGUACCUGAAAUCCAUUUUCGUUUUCAUUAGAAAACCAAUAUUGUGUGGGAGGGCAGGUACUCCAAUAUUGAGUGGGUUGUCACCUGAGUGUUGACACUGAUCCUUUUCAACUGAGGACUCCGUCGUCAGGUGGACUCUUGAGCAUCAGCCAUCUACCUGGGUGUCAUCAGAAAACAUGUAGGCGAUGAUGUCCUUUCGCUGCUGCCAUACUUUGUGUGUGUACUUGUAUGUGAGACAGAAGUCAGAUGAAGUCCGCCGAUAUUCAGUGGACAGACACCCGUUAUGCGUGCGGCGCUGAGUGGGGGUGCUAUGCAGCAGGAGUUUCGCUCUGACCCUGCCAAUGACUAGCUGGGUGAUUUGGGGCAGGUCCUUUAACUCUUGUGUGCCUCAUUUAUCCCACCUGUAAAGUGGGCGUGACAAUACUCUCCACCUACCUACCUCACAGGGGUGUUGUGGGGAUUCGCGCAGCCGCAUUAGUAUGGCGCUUUAAACCUCCCGGAAGUGGUGCAACACGAGCCAAUUUUGUUCUUCACUGGGCUUCAGACACGUUAGGAUCUGCGGGCAAAGUGACUUCCAUAGCUGGGCAACAAGCACAGUCACUCGCAAAGGCUGUGCAGACGAAACACACACAAAGCCAGUUAGGGCCGAGCCGUUCCUCUUUGUGGCUUGGCUGGAAGAACUUUGGAAGUAGCUUUGCAAAUCAUCAUCAGCUACAAUGUGGUCCUCAGCUCUGGGCCUUCACGGAACAGCGUUUCUUUCAUUGCCGAGUGCAUUGGCAUGUGGCUUCGCUGCCUCCCAAGUGCUAACGUGCCAGUGUUUAUUGAUUUGGAGAAGAUAAAGCUUAGGACCCUGGCAGGUUAACAGAGGUGAAGGAAAGUAUUUGACUGUUGUAGGCAGAAGCUUGUCGACUGUCAUGACUCUUUGAAGACAAAGAUGCAUUGGAAAGAGAAGCCCGAGGGUGUUCCUUGUGUCUGAGUCCCUUGCAGCUUCCUCAGUGCACCUUGUCAGGUGUCCCACUGUCGCUGGGUCAGAGUAGGACAGGACUGACACCAAAUCCUAGGGUUUCAUGAUUUCUCAUCCCUUCCCAUCAUCCCUCU